Manihot esculenta (cassava) is the source of this 2341-nucleotide messenger RNA. RefSeq names its product type IV inositol polyphosphate 5-phosphatase 3. NCBI's taxonomy places the organism in Eukaryota, Viridiplantae, Streptophyta, Magnoliopsida, Malpighiales, Euphorbiaceae. The record is from RefSeq and is a predicted model, not a curated record. Gene Ontology annotation, molecular function: phosphatidylinositol-4,5-bisphosphate 5-phosphatase activity; phosphatidylinositol-3,4,5-trisphosphate 5-phosphatase activity; inositol-polyphosphate 5-phosphatase activity. Bases 198 to 2030 code for a protein of 610 amino acids. The transcript is spliced from 10 exons. Gene Ontology annotation, biological process: phosphatidylinositol dephosphorylation.
CUUACUUCUCACUCUGCUCUCAACCGUUACCCUUCUUUCCCUCCCUCCAUUUCUGCAACUUCCUUUGAUCUCUCUCUCUUUUGCUCGGCUUCAGAAAGCUGCUUUCACUCCAUUGUUUCUCCUCCUCCUCCUCCUCCUCCUUUCGAAUUUUAUAUGUAUGUGUUUUGUUUUCUGUUAAUAUAUUACAGUUUCAAGUCAUGAAACAUCCAGAGACCAUGAAGUCUCCCUCAAAGCAACAACCAGAGAGCAAAAGUUGGGCUGAAAUCUGUUAUUGGUUGAGUUGUUCGUGCCUACAGCUGCUUUGGUCCAGAGUGAUCAUGCGUAAAUGGCUUAAUAUCUCCGCCAUAGAGUCCGAUUACAGCGCCGACACUUACUCCGACAACGGCGAUGAUGAUUCUGCUUCUGAUACCCAAGAUGCUCUUCCAAGAUUAAGGAGACAGAAAUCAGAAAUUUUUAGGGCACAGUAUACAGACACAAAGGAACUCAGAAUAUGUGUGGGUACAUGGAAUGUUGGAGGAAAACUACCACCCGAUGAUCUAGAUAUUGAUGAUUGGAUUGAUACAGAUGAACCUGCUGACAUCUAUGUUUUCGGUCUUCAAGAGAUUGUUCCGUUGAAUGCUGGGAACAUAUUUGGUGCUGAAGAUAACAGUCCAGUUCCAAAGUGGGAAAACAUUAUUCGUGAUGCACUAAAUAGAGUUCCACCCACAAAAACCAAAGUUAAAUGCGUUAGCAAUCCCCCAUCUCCAUCAAAGUUUAAGCCAUCUGAUGAUGUUCCAGGUAUCGAAGAAGAGAUAUUACUUGAAAGUGAUAGUGAUGUUGGUGAGGAAAUACAUCCUUUGGAUGAAGUUGAAGAUAGUCCAAACACAGGUGACAUGGAUUUGAAUUCUGGAGUUACAGCCAAUAAUAGUGGUAAAUUGGGUGUCCCAGUAGAACAGGAUUUACAGAGGCAAUUUUCUUCUCCAAAGAAAUUAGGUAAUCCAAAUUGUUUGCAGACAGAAGAUUCUGCUGGAGACGUAGAAGUACCAGCAGGUCAAAACAAUGUCAACUUAACCAAAAUGCUUAGUGGCACCGAAAGGUUUAAUUUGAGCUGGCCAGAACUCCCACUAGAUUUGUUAUCUCAGCAUGUUUUACCAAGGCCAUUUUCCUCCACGGCAGUUAAAUCUUUUAAAGCAAGGAAGUCUUUAGGAGCAUAUAGUUCUUUCAAGUCGAUCACAAAUGAAAUGCAAUCAGGACUAUCUUUGCUUGCAGAACAUGACCUUGAUGCUCUGAUGAAAAUCAAAAGAAGAUCAUCAUAUGUAAGGGUAGUAAGUAAGCAGAUGGUUGGAAUUUUCCUCACAAUUUGGGUUCGUAGGAGGUUGCGCAAGUAUAUUCAAAACUUGAAAGUGUCCACUGUUGGUGUUGGUGUCAUGGGCUACAUUGGUAACAAGGGAUCAAUAUCAGUCAGUAUGUCUAUAUAUCAGACCCUUUUCUGUUUUAUGUGUACUCACCUGACGUCAGGUGAAAAAGAUGGAGAUGAACUCAAAAGAAAUGCUGAUGUGCAUGAAAUACAUAGGAGAACUCUGUUUCAUACCAAUUGUGGUAUCGGGCUUCCAAAAGCCAUCCAUGAUCAUGAAAGAAUUAUUUUGCUGGGUGAUUUGAACUAUCGGAUCAACUUGUCAUAUGAGGAAGCAUGUGAACUAAUAUCCCGAAAGGAGUGGUCCAAGUUGGUGGAGAGGGAUCAGCUUGUACAGGAACUAAAAAAAGGUUGUGCAUUUGAUGGAUGGACUGAGGGUACAUUAAAUUUUCCACCAACAUAUAAGUACGAAAUUAAUUCAGAUAAAUAUUGUGGAGAGGAUCCUAAGGCUGGGAGGCGUGUUCCAGCAUGGUGUGAUCGCAUCCUUUCAUAUGGAAAGGGAAUGAGGCUACUCAAUUACCGGAGAGCAGAGCUCAAACUAUCUGAUCAUCGACCUGUGACUGCCACAUAUAUGGUUGAGGUUGAGGUUUUCUGUGCUAGGAAGCUACAACGGGCACUUAGAUACACAGGUGCAUAGAUUGAAAAUGAGGAAGGUUUAGAGAAACCAUUGAUGUUGAAGUGAGCGACUCGAGAUUGGAGCAGGAUAUUUCUCCAUGGGAUCAUUAAUGGAGAACCUAGCCAUUCUUCACUGUAAAUGAACUUUAGAUUCAUUCAUAUGAUUCUUUUUUUUUUUUUUUUUUCAUGAUAUUUUAUAUUCCAGUUAUAUUGUAUUAGUGUGUUAAUGGUGGUGUGUUUUCAUAGAGAGAUAGAAUAGAAACGCUGGUGGUUUAUACGUGUGCAUUGAUGAAAGGUAAUAUGUAUAUUUAGAGAUCAAUCCUCAGUUGUUUA